AUGCAAGAAAGUAUAAAGAAGUUAUACUACUGUGAACCAGGUAAGCCCUUAAUAUCUGGGAUAACUGCUAUUGUUAAUGAUGAAGACUAUGGUGGUUUCAUUUUUCAUGCAUAUGGGACGGAUGGUAAAAUUUGUAUGUAUGUAGACCAUGACGGUAAAGGAAUGGACGAUUGGUUUGGUUUUGACGUAGAAGAGGAGGAUGGAAAUAAUGUAUGCAUUGAUGGUGAUAAGAAUGAGGACGAAAUUGGUAACCUAACAGGUGUGGAUCCGGACUUUAAUGAGGACAUAGUCACUAUGAAUAGGACAAAAGGUGAUGACUUUCUAAAUAAAUUAUGUGGUGAAGAGGAAGAUGGAAAUGAUAACAACAUAGAUGAUGAUGUUGGGCGUGAAGACGAUGCUAAUGCAGUCCUUUCCAUGCUUAUUGCGUCUUUGCAAUCACAAGGUGGACAUGGUUCAUCAUCACGAAGGUUUCCGACACGCAGGAGGUUGAAUGGUCGAUCGGAAGAGGCAGACAUUGCUCUGGUUAUAUCGAUUGAGUGUAGAGUAUCGGGAGGGAGGCACUGA
Lactuca virosa is the source of this 564-nucleotide messenger RNA. The record is from the annotation of a GenBank genome assembly. Lineage: Eukaryota; Viridiplantae; Streptophyta; Magnoliopsida; Asterales; Asteraceae.